AUGUUGGUCGCCAUCCCUUUCACCAGCUUAUUUGCCCUCGUCAGCUGUGCCUCGAUUCUCGGUGCACCCGGAGCAGUUCAGGAUAGCCGGUACACCCUUUUCGGAAGACAAGUCAACCCAUCCAACCAGAAUGGAAUGAAAAACAUGACUUCAGGAGCAGGAAACCUUGCAAAGAUGGCAAUGGGUUCCCCGGUUCAGCUGACCGAGCUAGAGAAGGAAAACAUGGAAGCAACCGAAGAAAACAAGCCCGGACUCAACACCAUCGCCAACGCGAUGAACGAGUUAUACUUCCACGACAAGUACGGAAGCCAGCGAAACGAACCAGCAGUGUUGUUGAAGAUGGUCGGACAAGCCGCCGGCAAUACUGGGAAGAGUGGCAAUCCGGAGACGGUCUCGAAAGCGAUGCUUGCCACCUUUGAUCCAUACAACCAAGGGAAGCCUUCCUCCAUAAGCGCAUCGGUCAUCACCCCGCUGAACAAGAACACGACCAGCAUGGAAGAAGCCCCCUCCCUCAAGAUGGUCUCCCAUUCUCUCCACGAAGCCUGGGAGAAAGUCAUGCUUCUGAACCCCAAGCCCGACAAUGCCCAGGUCAUCCCGGUUUUCUGUCAAGCAAUUGCCGCAAGCUCCACCAAUGGCGAUCCAACUGCAGUAUCAAAAGCUAUCGAUGCCGCUUAUGUCAAGAUGGCUGCAAACUAA
This is a messenger RNA of Puccinia triticina, 696 nucleotides long. RefSeq lists its product as uncharacterized. The coding region runs from base 1 to 696 and encodes 231 amino acids. The transcript is spliced from 2 exons. NCBI's taxonomy places the organism in Eukaryota, Fungi, Basidiomycota, Pucciniomycetes, Pucciniales, Pucciniaceae. The record is from RefSeq and is a predicted model, not a curated record.